Messenger RNA from [Candida] anglica, 369 nucleotides. The record is from the annotation of a GenBank genome assembly. NCBI's taxonomy places the organism in Eukaryota, Fungi, Ascomycota, Pichiomycetes, Serinales, Debaryomycetaceae.
AUGAUGAGAAUCAUAUCCAAGAAAAUUUGCUGUGUGUCUACGAAUGGAAAAGCUUUCAACAAUACCGUCACCUACGUAUUUGACUUUGGGUUUCCUCAAAUCAAAUUUGAUAAUGAGUCCGUUUCCCACCUUAUUGAAGGUCUCCCCUUUCUGUAUAAUCCAGAGUACAGAAUACACGAGUACGAGUUAGUCAAGUUCGAUCUUGAGCACGAGUUUCUCAACCUUGAUGGAGAAGACGUUGUUCUUACCUUGAGACCUAACAAUCUCAAAUUUGGGCUCUAUGAUGAAUAUGCCAAUGGAGCCUUGAUGGCGAGAACAAGAGAGUUUUGGCUAGGCUCUAAGAGAAUCAAAUUGGGGUAUUCUUGGUAA